UCCACUCAUUGAACUUAGAGAUAAGUCACAUUCAUCUUUCAUAUUAACGUGAUUUUACGAAGAGGAGGUGAAAGAGGGACAGGGGCUAUUCCAACUCAAACUCCAAAUUACAGUAUGGGGAAAGACACCUGCCGUGAUCAGGCGCGGCUAGCGCGCUAACAUUAGCCGUCAGGGGGAGUUCAAAAGUACAAGCCAGCACAACAAGGCAACAGGACAGAGGAAACCUGGAUUACAAAACUUGAUGGGAAUUUUAUCGUAUUUAACCGGAGACAUUCAACCUUAACGUGUGCUGAUGUGACUUGUUCUGGUGAGAGCGAGCUCUUUUAUCUGGGAUCAUGUCUGUGAACGAGCUCUACUCUAAGUACACCCGGGUUUGGAUCCCUGAUCCAGAAGAGGUCUGGAAGUCAGCAGAAAUCAUCAAGGAUUAUAAGGAGGGAGACUCAGUCCUUCUCCUCAAAUUAGAAGAUGAAUCGACAUUAGAAUAUUCAAUUGGUCCCAAAAACAAUCCGCUUCCAUUUCUUCGGAAUCCUGAUAUUCUGGUUGGAGAGAAUGACCUCACGGCUCUCAGCUACCUCCACGAGCCAGCUGUGCUCCACAAUCUUAAGGUCCGCUUCCUGGAGUCCAAUCACAUUUACACUUACUGUGGGAUUGUUCUGGUUGCUAUCAACCCUUACGAGCAGCUACAGAUCUAUGGAGAAGAAGUCAUCAAUGCAUACAGUGGGCAGAACAUGGGGGACAUGGACCCUCAUAUUUUUGCUGUGGCUGAGGAAGCUUACAAACAGAUGGCCAGAGAUGAGAAGAACCAGUCGAUAAUCGUGAGUGGAGAGUCUGGAGCUGGUAAAACCGUUUCUGCCAAGUACGCCAUGCGCUUCUUCGCCACAGUAGGGGGUUCAGCCAACGACACCAACGUCGAAGAGAAAGUACUGGCCUCUAGCCCCAUUAUGGAGGCCAUUGGAAAUGCAAAAACCACCCGUAAUGACAACAGCAGCCGCUUUGGGAAAUACAUCCAGAUCGGUUUUGAUAAGAGAUAUCACAUCAUCGGUGCCAACAUGCGAACGUAUCUUCUUGAGAAGUCUAGAGUAGUAUUUCAGGCUGAGGAAGAGAGAAACUACCAUAUUUUCUACCAGCUCUGUGCGUCAUCAUCUCUAGAAGAAUUUAAAGAUCUUGUCUUGACCAGCGCAGAAGAUUUCACCUACACUUCUCUUGGUGAAAACAUAUUCAUUGAGGGAGUGAAUGAUGCAGAAGACCUUGUGAAGACAAGAGAGGCUCUCAUGCUGCUUGGUGUGAAAGAGGUUCAUCAAUUGAGCAUCUUUAAGAUUAUUGCCUCCAUCUUGCACCUGGGGAACGUGGAGAUUGUGUCAGAGAGAGAUGGAGAAUCCUGCCAUAUCAAUAGGGAUGACACUCACUUGCAGCAUUUCUGUCGGCUGCUGGGUAUCGAGCAGGAGCAGAUGGAGCACUGGCUCUGCCGCAGGAAGCUGGUGACCACUUCCGAGACUUACGUGAAGAACAUGGCACAUGCCCAGGCAGUCAAUGCCCGAGACGCCCUUGCCAAACACAUCUAUGCCCACCUCUUUGACUGGAUCGUAGAGCAUAUUAAUAAGGCCCUGCACACCUCCACCAAACAACACUCAUUUAUCGGAGUACUGGAUAUCUACGGAUUUGAAACGUUCGAGAUCAACAGCUUUGAGCAGUUCUGUAUUAACUAUGCCAAUGAGAAACUACAGCAGCAGUUCAACUCGCAUGUGUUUAAACUGGAGCAAGAGGAGUAUAUGAAGGAGCAGAUCCCCUGGACACUUAUAGAUUUUUAUGAUAACCAGCCGUGCAUUGACCUCAUUGAAGCCAAGCUCGGUAUCCUGGAUCUUCUCGACGAGGAGUGUAAGGUGCCCAAAGGAACCGAUCAGAACUGGGCCCAAAAGCUGUACAGCCAGCACACACGCAGCGAGCAUUUUGAGAAGCCCAGAAUGUCCAACCGCUCCUUUAUUGUGGUCCACUUUGCAGAUAGGGUUGAGUAUCUUUGUGAUGGCUUCCUGGAGAAGAACAGAGACACUGUCUAUGAGGAGCAGAUAAACAUCCUCAAGGCCAGCCAGUUCCAGUUGGUGGCGGAUCUCUUCCAGGAUGGUAAAGAAGUUGCCAAGCCCUCCAAGGUCAAUGUCCGGGCUGCCAAGCCCAUGCCAAAAGGCCACAACCGUGAGCACAGAAAAACUGUGGGCACCCAGUUCAGGAACUCUCUACAUCUUCUGAUGGAAACACUGAACGCGACCACACCUCAUUAUGUGCGCUGCAUUAAACCCAAUGAUGUAAAGGAAGCUUUUGUAUUUGAUUCUAGAAGAGCUGUUCAGCAACUACGAGCAUGUGGAGUUCUGGAGACCAUCCGUAUCAGUGCCGCCGGAUAUCCAUCCAGAUGGACGUAUCCAGAUUUCUACAGCAGAUAUCGGGUGCUCAUGACAAAGAAGGACUUGACCAAUGGGGAUAAGAAGCAGGUCUGUAAGAACCUGCUGGAAACCUUGAUCAAGGAUCCAGAUAAGUUCCAGUUUGGAAAGACUAAGAUUUUCUUCAGGGCAGGUCAGGUGGCCUAUCUGGAAAAGCUCAGAGCAGAUAAGUUCCGCUACGCCUGCAUUAAGAUCCAGAAGACGGUGCGAGGAUGGCUACAGAGAAAUCGCUACCGUAAGAUCCGCAAGUCUGCCAUCACACUACAGAGAUAUGGCCGGGGUUAUCUGGCACGCAGGUAUGCCGAGAUGCUUCGUCUCACCCGAGCAGCACUUAUAUGUCAGAAACAGUACCGGAUGGUACGAGUUCGGCGGGAGUAUCUAAGAAUCCGUCGGGCUGUGAUCACCAUUCAAGCUUUUACCCGUGGCAUGUUUAUACGCAGGAUAUAUCAAGAGUUCAUGCUCCAUCACAAAGCCAUGAUCAUACAGAAGACUGUCCGUGGCUGGCUCGUGAGGAAGAAGUACCUCCACUCUCGAAAUGCCGCCAUCGUCAUUCAGUGUUUCUACCGCCGCGUGCGUGCCAAGCGCCAACUUAAACAGCUUAAGAUAGAGGCCCGUUCAGCCGAACACUUUAAAAACCUCAACGUCGGAAUGGAGAACAAAAUUGUGCAGCUCCAGAAGAAAAUGGAUGUUAAGUCAAAGGAGUAUAAAACUCAGAAUGAGCAGCUGGUUGUUGCUAAUACUGCUCUGGGCUCUGAAGUCAAUAAACUCCAGAAGGAACUGGAGACCCUUCGCAGUCGGCAAACCGCUGGCUCCUCACUGCAGGACGAGCUUGAGAGGCUGAGGGCUGAGCUCCAGGAAGCCCACACCCAGAGGAAGCAGAUAGAGGAGGAGUUCAACAACGAAAAACAGGGGCUCGAACAGAGGGUGGAGGAGCUGGAGAAAGAGAACAUGCUCUUGAAGAAGGAAAAAGAAGAGAUGAACUGCAAAAUCCAGACCUCCACUCAGGGUCAGGGAGGCGAUGUGUCUCAGAAGGAAAGCCGUCUGCAGUCUGAGCUGGAUGAGGAGAGACUACGCUAUCAGAACCUGCUGAAAGAAUGCUCCAGACUGGAGCAGAGAUAUGAUAACCUGCAGGAGGAGAUGAAGUUCCACCACGGCCAUCGCCGUAACCCCUCCAACCAGAGCAGUGUAGGUUCAGACUCCAACUACCAAUCCAUCAGCAUGUCUGAAGUUGACACUGAUGACACCAUCCAGCAGGUGGAGGAAAUGGGCAUAGAGAAGGCCGCCAUGGACCUCAGUGUGUUCAUGAAGUUGCAGAAGCGGGUGCGAGAGCUGGAGCAGGAGAGGUUGAGGCUGCAGACCAACCUGGAGAAAGUGGAGGAGUUGCGCAAGUGCCAGGGUAGUGAGGCCAACAGUCCCACGUCAGAGGACAUAAACACAGACCUGGCCUACAACAGUCUGAAGAGGCAAGAGCUGGAGUCUGAGAAUAAGAAGUUGAAGAAUGACCUGAAUGAGUUGAGGAAAUCGGUGGCCGACAGGGCCUCCGAGAACAACUCGUCCAGUGAGCUUCAGGAGAGCUACAACCUGCUGCUCAAUCAACUCAAAGCAGCCAGUGAGGAGUUAGAUGUGCGCAAGGAGGAAGUCCUUAUGCUCAAGGCCCAAAUCGUCAACUCCAGAAGCCAGUUAGAUAAUACUAAUCACAUUGAUUCCAACGAUGUAUCGGAAUGGACCGACAACAAAAAGCCCCUGGUGGAUGCUUCAGAGGCAAAUGAGUCAAAGAAGCUGCUGGAGGCUCAGCUGCAGACACAGUCUCGUCAACACCGGGAUGAACUAGAAGCUCUCCACACACAGAUUGAACUGCUGAAGGAUAAUCUAGAGAAGAAGCAGGAGAUGCUGAACCACUUCUCCACACUCUCUCCUGAAGCACUGGUGGAGUUCAGCGUACAGCAGGAGAUCACACGACUCACUAAUGAUAACCUGGAUCUCAAAGAACUUGUGGAGAAGCUGGAGAAGAAUGAGAAGAAGCUGAAGAAGCAGUUGAGAAUCUAUAUGAAGAAAGUGCAGGAGUUGGAAGUGAUUCAGGUAAGUAAAAGCCGGCCAGAACUUACCCGGCAGGUCACUGUACAGAGGAAAGAGAAGGACUUUGAAGGCAUGCUGGAGUACUACAAAGAAGAUGAGGCCUUGCUGGUCAAGAAUUUAGUUACAGACAUGAAGCCCCAUGUUGUGUCAGCCACUGUUCCCUGCCUCCCUGCCUACAUCCUCUUUAUGUGCGUCCGCCAUGCUGACUACAUCAACGACGACCAGAAACUUCACUCACUUCUCACCUCAACCAUCAACGGCAUCAAAAAGAUCCUGAAGAAAAAUAACGAUGACUUUGAGAUGACCUCCUUCUGGCUGGCAAACACCAGUCGACUACUUCACUGUCUGAAGCAGUACAGUGGGGAUGAGGCUUUUAUGACUCAGAACUCUGCCAAGCAGAAUGAGCACUGCCUGAAGAACUUUGACCUGGCGGAGUAUCGACAGGUUCUGAGUGACCUUUCCAUCCAGAUCUAUCAGCAGCUUGUCAGAGUGGCAGAGGGCAUCAUGCAACCCAUGAUUGUGUCUGCAAUGCUUGAGAGUGAGAGCAUCCCCAGUCUGGCCGGUGUGAAGCCUAUGGGUUACAGGAACCGCUCGUCUAGUUUUGACUGUGAGGCUGGGGGUCCAGUGGGCUAUACGCUGGAGGCCUUGAUCAGGCAGCUGGGACAGUUCUACACCACCAUGGCAGAUCAUGGCCUGGACCCUGAGAUCGGCCAGCAGGUGGUUCGGCAGCUCUUUUACUCCAUUAAUGCGGUGACUCUCAACAACCUGCUGCUGCGCAAAGAUGUUUGCUCCUGGAGUACUGGCAUGCAGCUCAGAUACAACAUCAGUCAGUUGGAGGAAUGGCUGAGGGGAAAGAAUCUGCACCAGGGUGGCGCUAUAGCUACCAUGGAGCCACUUAUCCAGGCCGCCCAACUGUUGCAAGUUAAGAAGAAGACGUCCCAAGAUGCUGAGGCCAUUUGCUCACUCUGUACUGCUCUCAGUUUGCAGCAGAUUGUGAAGAUUCUGAACCUGUACACACCACUAAAUGAGUUUGAGGAGAGAGUCACUGUGUCUUUCAUCAGGGACAUACAGAAUCGCCUCCAAGAUCGGAUAGAAAACAACCAACUCCUGGUGGACACCAAGUACACUUUCCCCGUUCUCUUCCCCUACACCCCCUCAGCGCUCAGUCUGGAGACCAUACACAUCCCUGCAUCCCUCAGCCUGGACUUCCUCACACGGGUCUGAGGUCUCAAUCUCUCUGUUUCACUCUAAAUACUACUGAGUCAGACCUGCGACCUGCAGAGAGAAGCUCAGGCCUACCGCAGAUCUGCUGACCCACCUACUAACAUCUCCAUCUUAUUAUGGACAAUCUCCCUGAACAACUUACUGUGGUGUCGAGACGCUGUAGUUUCAGUGUGUUCAGUGAGGGACCGAGUCAGGAUGGCGCAUGCAUGGUGUACAUAAGCUGUCUGCUUUUUGACUUUACUUGUAUAACACUCAACUCUGGUUUUCUCAGGGGUCAAUUUAAUACAACCGGGUUAAUACAAGCAAAGCCACAGGCCAUUCUUGAGAGACAGAAAAAAAAGAAGUUAAAACACUAUAUUUGGACUGGGAUGUCUUUCACUAAUACUUAUAAUUACAUAACUUCAAUCUAAAUGAUUAUAUGAGGGGUUUGGGCUACUGAUAAAACACUAAUGCAGGACUUAUGUGCCAGCACAUUUAUUUAUCUGUAUUAGUAUGCACUGAUUUGUGUAUUUUAUUCCCUUUUGCUUGUGUCGGAGCACACUCUCGUCUCAUUCACAGUGAUUUUUCUUUCCUUAGCAAAAGGAAGCAGAAGAAAUCUCUGCAUUGCAGGGAAUCAGUCUUUCCAAACAGGCUCUUUUUACAUUUUUUCUGUUCUUUUGGAGACACAAAUUCAGAGACAUUGGGAUCUGAAUUGGUCAGAGCCACCAAAGCAGGUCCGAUAUGCUCUUCUGAUGGACAGUGGCAAGUUAAAGUAUGUGGAGCAGAGGACGUCUGUUGUAUGAGAGGAAUUUGAGCUGGGAUAUUUCAUAAUCUUAACAAAAAUCAAAUGAUUGCUGUUUGUUGGGGGAAUAUUGAAUGUGCUGGAGGGGAAAGCAUGUGCUAGUCAGAUGAAGAAAUGUAUCACAAGUGCAUCGAGGCUUGAUAUACACAGAUUAUUUAUUUGGUGUGCAGGAAAGAAGACGUACUUAAAACUCCAGACAGUUUCAUAAGAGCAAAUGUCAUAUCAUACUUUGUACUUUUGCACAGCUCUGUAAAUGAUUAUGUGCAAUCAAAUAGCAAUAACCACAAGCAAUGUUUACUUUAAAAAAAAGAGAAUAAGAAAAGAGAAUAAAGAAAAUUGUAUAAAAUCUUUUACAGUGGAUUUUACCCCCCUUUUCUAUGUUAAAACACAAAAAUAACACUUGCUCUCUGGAUAUCUUUUCCUGGAUUGAAAUAGUUAUUUGAAUACCAAUCAAGUAAGGACUGUGGAUUUUCAUAGUGGAUUCAUAUGUGUGUGUAUAUAUAUAUGAGUAAUUUUACAUUUGAAAUUAAUUUUGCAAUGGGUUUUCAUAGUAUAAUCCAGUUUGUUUUUGUGUGCCUUGAAAAUGUAGUCCUGGUUUUAGGGUUGUCUUCAUUUUUUACUGCUCUCUACUGACUAUAUUUGUAACUUAAUAUCUGGAGCACUAGCCAAGACUGUGUACUGCACAAUUACAAAAACUGUUGCAUUGAGACAACAAAUAUAUUUUUCAUAAUUACUGAUAAUUUCACCUAGCUCUCACACAUUUGAGGUAGAAAACAUGUUUGCUGUGAUUUUAAUUUUAUGUGAAAAUCCAGCAGUUGGUAUACAAUUUUUCCCUGUAUCACAGAUCAAAUUUUUGUAUUACACUAAAAUAGAAAUGUUAGGUUCUAGAACGGAUCUCACACUUACUAUAGUAAGUCACACUAGAACUGUCACAUAUGCUAUAAUUUAUUCAGCCUUCAGUUUAUGCUAUUAAAAUGUAACUUGUUGCAUUAAGAGUUUAACAUUGAUGAAAUCAAUCCACUAAAAGUAAUAGUCCCUGACAUAAUAACUAAGAUUAAUAGUUGCUGCCUAAGGGGUAAAGAGGUGUUUUCAGCAUGGCUGGAAAAGAAAUACAGAAAGAGACAAAUGCUUUAAAUCUGCACAAAAACAUAUUAAUACUAAAUGGUUGCAUCGAUUCAAAAUAUAUUCGGAAAGAAAAAGGAAUCCACACAUCUAGUCAAAUUGUAAAACCAAAGAAACAUGAGGCUUUCAGUCUAAGAUCCUAGAUCAAAUACAUUUUGCUUAAGAAUUACAGAAUCCAUUGUGUGUCGAGCCCUGUAUUGACCAAUCAGAAUCCAGGAUGCUAAAUAAAUUGUAUUAUGUCCAAUAAUGUGUUUAAUAUGUGAAAUAAAUACUAUUUAACACA
This is a messenger RNA of Myxocyprinus asiaticus (Chinese sucker), 7915 nucleotides long. RefSeq names its product myosin VB (gene myo5b). Gene Ontology annotation, molecular function: actin filament binding; microfilament motor activity; ATP binding. Bases 336 to 5729 code for a protein of 1797 amino acids. Lineage: Eukaryota; Metazoa; Chordata; Actinopteri; Cypriniformes; Catostomidae. The record is from RefSeq and is a predicted model, not a curated record. Gene Ontology annotation, biological process: actin filament organization; vesicle transport along actin filament. The transcript is spliced from 39 exons. Gene Ontology annotation, cellular component: cytoplasm; vesicle; myosin complex.